Messenger RNA from Fusarium vanettenii 77-13-4, 2290 nucleotides. RefSeq lists its product as uncharacterized. The record is from RefSeq and is a predicted model, not a curated record. NCBI's taxonomy places the organism in Eukaryota, Fungi, Ascomycota, Sordariomycetes, Hypocreales, Nectriaceae. Bases 18 to 1094 code for a protein of 358 amino acids. Gene Ontology annotation, cellular component: membrane. The transcript is spliced from 7 exons.
AUUUCUUGUAUAACAUAAUGGCUUUUCCUUUUCUCAAGUCCAUCGAGGACUGCGGCGACUAUGCAAAGACUGUCGAGCCCUUCAUACCCCAGCUCUAUGCCCUGCCUGGACAGAUCGUCGACAACAUUGCCGACCCCUCCGGGUUGAGGCAACUGUAUAUCGACACAAACCCUCUCAUCUCGGCUUUUGCAGCCUCUGUUACCUCUAGCUUUAUCUUCCUCGUCGUGUCUGAGAUCAACCGAAACUACUCCCAGAUCGAUCGCAUGUGGAGUCUGCUUCCUAAUCUCUACGUUGUUCAUCUGGCGGUCUGGGCUCGUCUUGCUGGUGUACCAUCUUCGAGAAUUGAUCUUGUGGCGGCUGCUACAACUGUUUGGAGCUGCCGUUUAACAUAUAAUUACUGGCGUAAAGGCGGUUACAACGUUGGAUCUGAGGAUUAUCGAUGGGCCAUCCUCCAGAAAUACGUCCCCAGGUUUAUCUUCUUCAUCUUCAACGUUACAUUCAUAUCAUUCAUUCAGAGCGUUCUUCUCUUUGCUUUCUCUUGCGUUCCUGCAUACGCCAUUUUGCUCUCCACAAAGUUUGAGCCCAAUAUCACAACGGCCGAUGUCGCCUACUUUGUUGCGGAGAUUGCUCUCGUUUUCAGCGAGUGGGUGAGCGACGGCCAACAAUGGGAUUACCACCAGGCCAAACACCAGUAUCAAAAGGAUGCCAAGGUGCCCAGGAACUACAACUACACUCAGGCUCAGCUUGAUCGGGGCUUCAACACCUCGGGACUCUGGGCUUACAGCCGACAUCCCAACUUUGCCGCCGAGCAGUUGGUCUGGUUUGUGUUGUACCAGUGGAGCUGCUUUGCCACCAACAACCUAUACAGUUAUACCUUUGCUGGCUCUGGUGCUCUGAUUCUUCUGUUUCAAGGAUCGACGUGGCUUACCGAGCGUAUCACCGCCGGCAAGUACUACGAGUAUUCCAUGUACCAGAAGAACGUCGGCAUGUUCAUGCCCACCUCAUUCCGUCCAUACAAGACCCCUGUUCAGCAGCCCAAGGUCAUCCGAACCAGCGAGAUUGCAAAGCGGAUGGAGAACAAGAAGCAAAAGUAAGGGUGGUGUCUUUCUACACGGGAUCGGUUGUUUUACCGUGUCCCAUAUCCAGGGAUACAUCAAGGCAACCUGGUAAGCAAACACAAUUAUCAAUACACGAGGGGCGAGGAUACGAAGGUUUGGGGCGCUUUGUUGGGGAAAUUUAUUGGUCUAUGGGGGCAUCAACAUAGAAAACACAAGUCUAGUCUGCUCAUCUAUUGUCCAGGAUAGUCUAGUUUUUCUCGGCCGUCAGCAGGAGAUCGCUCAGCGAGUCGGCGUAGAAUGAAGGAACAGCAAUGGCAUCUUCCUUUUCCCAGUCUGCCUUCUUGUGAACACCUGUCAAGACGUGAAGCGUUCCGCCGAGUUUUCCCUCGAUGCCAAACUUGAUGUCGGUGUUGAGUCUGUCGCCAACCAUGCAUGUCCGGGCACGGUUGAGCUGGAACUUGCCCUCGACGGCGUCCAUCAUGGCCUGGCUAGGCUUGCCUAGAGCCAGGGGUGUCUGUCCUGUUGCGUGAACAACGGGGUAGUGGCAUGAACCAGCUCCGAGGAAGAAGUCCUGGUGCAUGGGCAGCGUUGAAUCGGUGUUGGUGGCGAGGAAGAUGGCACCUCGCUUGACAUAGUGCAUGGCGUGCGCGAGUUUGAGGUAGUUGACGUGAAAGUCGAGGCCACACAGCACAACGCCAACCUCGGGGUCGAGCAGGGAGCCGUCAGCGAUGCCCUUAAAGUCCUCUGGUGUGAUAUCCCGUCUAAAGGCCUCGUCUGUACCACCGACGUGAGCAAUACCCUCAGACUCGAGUUCCUUCUCGAUACCAGAUUCUCCUAUAAUGAAGACCUUGUGCUUGCCCUCGGGGAGCUUCAGGAUGCGGGAGAUGUAGAUGGCGGCAGAGUAGCUGGAACCAAAGACAUCGUCCUUCUCGCUGGGGAUUCCCAGGUUGGUGAGUUUCUUGAGGUACUCAUCACGGGACUUUGUAGAGUUAUUUGUGACGAAGACGGUCCGCUUUCCUUUUGAUCUCAAGAGGGCGAUGGUCUCGGGAACUCCUUCGUACACAUGAUCGCCCGACCACAAGACACCGUCACAGUCGAGCAAAAAGACAUCAAACUUGUCGAUGAACUCGUUGACGGCGGCAGCAUCGCCGGUGAGAUAUUUUGGGUUCGACAUCUUUAGAGGCCUGUAAAACUCUGCCACGACGCGGGAUUUCUUCUAUCUCUGUUGUUUG